AGAAUGCCGAGUAUCAUAUCAUUCCCGGUAGUAGUAGGAUGGAUUUUUGGAAUAGUAUCGCAAAUACAAUCAACGAACGAUUUGGAACCACCUAUACAGGAUAUCAAUGUAAGAAUAGAUUUCAACAUCUUGUAAGAGGUCAUACCUUGAUGUGUCAAUACAUAGCUGGGAGCAGAACUGGUGAGCGAUAUUUUGAAGAAUUUCGUUCUCGUUUUUGGGAGAGACCUGAAACACCAUUUGACUUAGUGCAUAAUGCAAACACAUCUACUAGAAGACGGCACCGUAACCGUACACCAACUUAUGACGAAGUAUCAUCAUUGCUGAGUCGCCGUGAAUCCUCCAUUGGUCAAAGGGAUCGAUCCGCAUCUCCCACUCGCAGAGUUCUUAGUAGAAGGAAUGAAGUUGUCAACCGAAAUAAUGCAAAUGAAGGACAAAGUAUUAAUUCUUCUGAAAUAAUUCAGAGACAUAACGAUUCCAAUAAUUUAUCAUCUAAUUUGACAAAUAUACCUUUAUCACAAAACGAAAGUGAUACCAGUGUGCAUUUCAAAAUUCGAAAUAACAUCACGUGUGCGUGA
Molecule: messenger RNA, 575 nt
Organism: Acaulospora morrowiae
Lineage: Eukaryota; Fungi; Glomeromycota; Glomeromycetes; Diversisporales; Acaulosporaceae
Source: the annotation of a GenBank genome assembly